Messenger RNA from Funneliformis mosseae, 165 nucleotides. The record is from the annotation of a GenBank genome assembly. Lineage: Eukaryota; Fungi; Glomeromycota; Glomeromycetes; Glomerales; Glomeraceae.
AUGCCACGUAAGCAAAGCACACCUAACAAACCUCGUAAGAAACAAACGCCUAACUCAACACCGAAACCAGCUGUUGAAGAAGUUGUUGUCUUGUCAAGCAGAACCAAAAAGAAAAAAGAAAAAACAGUUGAAGAAAUAUAUCAAAAGAAAUCUCCAGUUGAACAC